Messenger RNA from Pomacea canaliculata, 1405 nucleotides. Its product is annotated as zwei Ig domain protein zig-2-like. NCBI's taxonomy places the organism in Eukaryota, Metazoa, Mollusca, Gastropoda, Architaenioglossa, Ampullariidae. Gene Ontology annotation, biological process: cell-cell adhesion. The record is from RefSeq and is a predicted model, not a curated record.
AGUGCCCACGAGUAUGCAAAUAAGCUCGUGAGGUCCGAGCGUCGUACGGCGGUUUUGAUUGGCUGCCCCGUUCAUUGAGGCGCUGGGGUAGGAGCGGCUUGAAGGACCUACGUCACGUGUGACUUCCACUCCGUUUCCUAUAUAAACUGCCAUUCAUGUGCAUUGGUGGAGAGAGGGAAGGGUAAUUGUCUCUCGUUACACCGCUCCUGCCAUUGCUACCGACGCCCGUGAUUUUCUCACCGCCAUUAACACAGCAAACGGAAGAAACCAGUCUUCUUUUUCUUUUUUAUUUUUCAUUGCUGCUGUCGUUAGCUAGACGCUCACCAGAGAGAACUAUCAGUCUCACCUUGUGUACAGUUAUCAACUGAAGUUGGAUUACAGAUCAUCGACAUUUUAUUUGUGGCCUGCCAUCCAGUUAAGUUCUGCGGACAUUCUUGACAAUGGUUCAACUGGCAACGUCCACCUGUGUAUUACUUCUCGUCUGCUUCCCGUUCUUGACCUCAGCCAUCUUCAAGACCAGCCGCGGGGCCCGCGUCAGCAAGCGCGUCCUGAACACGGAGGGGGAGGGUGCGGGGUCCGGUCUUGGCAGCCGGAAGUUGUUCUUCAAGAACCGCAACUUCCGCACUGUCACCGUGGCCGCCAGACACGACAGCAUCGUCCUGGACUGCGAGGCCGCCGGCUCCCCGGUCCCCACCAUCCACUGGCUCAAGGAUGGCGAGAGGAUUGUGCAGGGCAACUUUGAGACGCUGGAAGAUGACGUGGCUUCCUUGGAGGACAUGGAGACGGAGUCCGAGGAGGCUGGAGACAAGUUGCGGUUAUCCUCCACAAAGUCUCGGUUGUACCUGGAUUGUCUGAACAGCGGCGAGGGCGAGUACACCUGUGUGGCCGAGACUCCCUACAUGAGGAAGACACAGUCCACGAUCGUCAAAGUCACAGGUCAUCGGGCCUCCAACUUUGAGAGCUGCGUAGCUAAACGAUCUGUCAGAGGUGAACCUGCAAGAAUCUACAUGUGGACCGUGUCUCGCCUGGAAUAUGAAUCCACCACAGUCCAGCUCUUCUGCAGGACGUCAGGCACGCCAACACCCACCAUCACGUGGUACGACAACAUGAACAACACCAUCGACGACUCCGAGCAGUUCAGUAAUGCCGUUAAUGGCGACCUGCUCAUCAGGGACAUCUCCUGGCUCAACAACAUGGGUGUGUACCGGUGUUCUGCCGAGAACGAAUAUGGAACACAAAGCGUGGAAACUUUCUUAUACCCUACACCACGAGAAGACAGAUUUGGAGCAGCAGAAUAAGGACCAGACGGCGUGAACAGUGCGCUUCGUUCGUGUCCAACUAUUGCCGCUGUGAACACAGCUCAUGACAGAAGAAAACAAACGUGGUGGUGGCCUGGGGCAGCGAC